UAUAUAUAUAUUUUGUUGAUUCCGAAGGCUGGAAUGCUACAAAAGCUGACAUCUUUCAUCUUCCACAUUGGGUAUCGUGAGAUAUGUUGGGUUACAAAUGUCUCCACUGGAACAAUGUGACAGAUCUACCGCCAUUAAAAGACCCUGGAACCUUCUCCCUUCCGUCUUCCAUUCCCCAGUGGCCUCCAGGUCAAGGCUUUGGCUCUGGAACAAUCAAUCUCGGCAAAUUAGAAGUCAUCAAAAUUACGAAUUUUGAAUUCGUAUGGCGAUACAGAUCCGUAGAAAAGAACAAGAGCAUGUCGUUCUACAAACCAGAGGGAUCGUUGCCCAAAAACUUCCAUUGCUUAGGUCACUACUGUCAAUCUGAUUCUCAUCCUUUGAGGGGUUAUGUUCUUGCGGCAAGAGAUUUAGUUGAUUCAUUAGAAGAGGAGAAAAAACCUGCAUUGGUGGAACCUGUUGAUUUUGUACUUGUCUGGAGCUUGAAUGAUUCUGCAGAAGAACGUAAUGAUACUAACGAAUGCGGUUACUUCUGGUUCCCGCAGCCUCCUGAAGGGUAUAGAGCGAUUGGUUUUGUGGUUACAAAGAAUUCCGCGAAACCCGAGUUGAAUGUAGUUAGAUGUGUUAGAGCUGACCUUACUGAUAACUGUGAAAUCCACAAAGUUAUUGUCACUGCUGUUUCAGAAUCUUUAUGUGUUCCUUUGUUUAUAUGGAGAACUCGGCCUUCAGACCGCGGGAUGUGGGGCAAAGGUGUCUCUGCAGGUACUUUCUUCUGCAGAACUCGGCUUGUUGCUAGAGAAGAACUCGGCAUUGCUUGUCUAAAGAAUCUAGCUUCGGGUUUACACGCAAUGCCAAAUGUGGAGCAGAUUCAAGCUCUGAUUCAACACUAUGGUCCUACGCUAGUCUUCCACCCUGGUGAAAGCUACUUCCCUUCUUCUGUAUCAUGGUUCUUCAAGAACGGUGCAGUUCUCUGCGAAAAGGGAAAUUCGAUCUAUCAACUUAUCGAAGAAAAUGGCUCGAAUCUGCCUCCAGGAGGAAGCAAUGACAAGCAGUUUUGGAUUGAUUUGCCGUGUGAUGAUCAACAAAGAGAUUUCGUCAAGCGAGGAAACCUUGGAAGCUCGAAACUUUACAUUCACAUUAAGCCUGCUCUUGGAGGAACCUUCACGGAUCUUGUCUUCUGGAUUUUCUGUCCUUUUAAUGGACCAGCGACGUUAAAACUAGGACUCGUCGAUGUCUCAUUGAUCAGUAUCGGACAACACGUCUGCGAUUGGGAACAUUUCACUCUCCGAAUCAGCAAUUUUUCCGGAGAGCUUUACUCAGUCUACUUGUCUCAGCACAGUGGGGGCGAGUGGAUCGAAGCAUACGACCUAGAAUUCAUUCCCGGAAGCAACAGAGCUGUUAUUUACUCGUCCAAACAUGGGCAUGCAAGCUUUCCUAAGGCUGGAACUUACUUACAGGGAUCGACAUUGCUUGGGAUUGGGAUAAGGAACGACACUGCGUGUAGCGAUGUCUUUGUUGAUUCGAGCUCACAGUAUGAGGUGGUUGCAGCGGAGUAUCUAAGCCGGGAGGGUGUGGUGACAGAACCGCCUUGGCUGCAGUAUAUGAGAGAAUGGGGACCAAAGGUUGUGUACGAUUCAAGGGAGGAGAUAGAGAGGUUGAUGGAUCGAUUUCCGAGGACAGUAAGGGUUUCAGUGGCCACCGCGCUGAGAAAACUUCCAGUGGAAUUGUCCGGCGAAGAAGGUCCUACGGGACCAAAGGAGAAGAACAACUGGUACGGCGAUGAAAGAUGGUGAAGAAAUCUCAGAGACUGUAACGGGCUAGGACUAGGAAAGAUAUGGUGAGAUUACCAUCGGAGCCCUAACUUGUAAAGGAAGAAGAAGAAGAAGAAGCAGCUUUAAUCACGGAAAGGUAAUUACAAUUAGCGUAGGAUCAACGUAAAUCUUGUCGUUAGAAGUGUAUACACGAGGGUCCCAUGAUGUAAUUAAAUUAAACAAACAAACUUAUUAAUUAGACGAACAAACCCAAACCAAACGCA
This is a messenger RNA of Capsella rubella, 2032 nucleotides long. RefSeq lists its product as uncharacterized. The record is from RefSeq and is a predicted model, not a curated record. The coding region runs from base 84 to 1790 and encodes 568 amino acids. The transcript has 3 exons. NCBI's taxonomy places the organism in Eukaryota, Viridiplantae, Streptophyta, Magnoliopsida, Brassicales, Brassicaceae.